Molecule: messenger RNA, 855 nt
Organism: Cornus florida
Lineage: Eukaryota; Viridiplantae; Streptophyta; Magnoliopsida; Cornales; Cornaceae
Exons: 2
Coding region: 1-855 (284 amino acids)
Molecular function (GO): protein dimerization activity
Source: RefSeq, a predicted model, not a curated record
AUGGGACUAAAGGUUGCUAGUAUUAUUCAAAGUGUUGAGUUUUGGAGUAAAGGGAAAGAAGUAAUACAAACUCUGGAGCUUUUAGUUAGAGUUCUUCGUUUGGUUGAUGGAGAUGGUUCAACUGCAGGAUAUUUGUAUGAGGCGAUGGAAAGGGCAAAAGAAACUAUUAAACAACGUUAUUGUAUUAAUCAAGCUAAUUACAUGCAGAUAUGGGUGUUAUUUGAAAAACGGAGAAUUGAAAAUGUAAUCCACCCAAUACAUGCAGCUGCUGCAUUUUUAAAUCAUGCCUUCAUGUGUAGCGAGGACUUCAGAGAAAAUCGUGAAAUGAAAGACGGUAUAGAUUUUAUGUUAGGAAAUUUUAUUAUUGAAGAAGAAAAGGAAGAUUUUAUUCGAGAACUGCAAUUUUACCGUAUGAAGACCAUAACUUUAUUCACAAAUACAACAAAGACAAUGUUGAAAACAUCUCAUCCUCGAGUUUGGUGGGAUUAUUGUGGAGAUUAUCUUCCUCUGCUACAAAAGUAUGCCAUUCGUAUAUUGAGUCAGCCUUGCAGUUCUUCUUCAUGUGAGAGAAAUUGGAGUGCUUGGGAAGCUGCACAAACAAAGAAAAGGAAUAGGUUGGCACCUACAAUGUUGGACAAUCUUGUAUACGUAAGAAUGAACACAAUGAUGAUGGAAAAAUUCAAGACACUCGAAGCACAAGAUUUGGAGCCAAUUAAUCUUGACAAACUUAGUGACAAUCUUGAAUAUGUUGAUCAUGAAGAAUUGGAGGAUUAUUCCUUAGAGCCAACAGAUGACGUUUCUAGUGAUUUAGUCACCAAUAAUGAAGAUCUUUCUUGGUUAGAUGGUGUUAUCUAA